AUGGAGCUCUCACAGGCGUUUGGAUUUUCGGCCCUCCAAGCCAAAUCCCCUCGCUUCCUCCCCCAAUCGCGCCCCGUCCCGUCGCCGCCGCCGCUGCCCCCGUAUUCCCCCCAAUCGCGCCUCGUUUCAUCGCCGCCGCUGACAGAGAAGACCAAGACCACACGCCUGCUCCGCCGCCCCUCUCCACCUAUUCUCGCCGCCGCUCGCUCCUCCGGCCGCCCUCGGCCGUCAUCGUCGCCAGAUAUUCCUACAGGUUCCCGUCGAGCUCCGCUUGGAGAAGGAUUUGGCGGUGCCACGGUGGACGGAUUGAUGGCGAAUUGCGACGGGUGCGGAUUCAUGGCGACCUUACAGCGACGGGAGCCGCUUCCGGCAGAUGGAGAGGUGGAGCUCCACCGGCAAUGGCAUGUUCAGAUCGUUAGCAGAAGAUCUAUGGUGACCGACAGGGAGGAGAGGGACGGGAAGGGGAAGAAGCCCCGCAUCCUCAAUGAUGACAAAAAUGGAUGACGAAAAUGGGGAGGAUGCAAAGAUUGGUUUCUUCUUCAUCCAAGAGCUGCAG
Molecule: messenger RNA, 556 nt
Organism: Lolium perenne
Lineage: Eukaryota; Viridiplantae; Streptophyta; Magnoliopsida; Poales; Poaceae
Source: RefSeq, a predicted model, not a curated record